CCCCUCUGCUUGAAAGCACACAUGUUCUUUUCAGAGCUCAUCGUCGAUCCGUGCUCGUCACAGCAGCCGUCGUCCUAGGCACUCUUUCCGGCAAUUGCCGACAACGCACGAGGCGGCACCACUGCGAUCGCCCGCCAGGCGCGUGGAUCUGGAAGCUGGUACAGCGCCGCGCCGCCAUGACGUACUUCCACUUCUUCAACUGCGCCGCGCUCUCCUUCGCGCCGCACCUCAUCUUCUACAAGGCCACGCCGCUGUCGGAAUACGGCACGUGGACGGCGAGUCUCAAGGCGGCGCUCGUGUUCUUCGCCGCCAUGCUGCUUAAGAUGAUCCUGUGGGCGUCGCUGCUGCCCGAGUCCGAUCACGACCCCGCGCUCGCCGCCCCUUCGCACCUAGACGCGCGCCAGGAGGCGCUGCGCGCGGUGAUAGGCGCGGGGGUGGACCUGGCGGGCAUGCGGUACGCGCUGGUGCACGUGAGCCACCGCAACAUGGCCUUUGAACACAAGUUCCAGGCCGUGGGCCUCGGGUGGGCACUGGCGGAGUCAGUGAGCAAGCGCCUGGUGCCGCUGUGGGUGGGGGCGGGCGGCAUGGAGUUCAAAUGGGACUUCCUGCUCGACUCCCUCUCCUCCAACAUCGAACUCGUGUCCACAUUGACCCUCGCAGCGCUGGCCUCGCUGCUGUGGCUGCGCCGCUCCAAGCCGCCUGCCCUCGUGCCGCUCAUCUACAUCCUUGCCUCUCUGCUCGCCGCACUGCCCUUCUCCUCGAGGUUGGCCUCUGCCCCGCUCUUCCUCCUCCUUCCUCCCUGCAUUCCCACCACACCCCAUGCUGUCCCGUCACUCUCACCACCAAUGGUACUUUUCACUUGCACUGCUUCUGCUGCUUCUUUCAUGUCCUCCAUCAGCCGUUUGCCACUGGAGUGCCACAGUCAGUCACUUGUUACUUGGCAAGGGAAGCAACACACGCACAGCAAUGCAGCCACACACUUACCUAGCCAUCCUCCUUGCCUCCCUGUGUGUGGCUUCCCUCGCAGCUUUCUGGAGCACGGAUUGGGGUGGCAGCCAUACGAGGUGGCAGGUGCGCACCUGGCAGCAUGCAUCGUGGCGGCACUCAUCACAUGGCGCCUCUUCUCCGCCUGCUCACGCCAACCAACGCCUGCUUGA
Molecule: messenger RNA, 1157 nt
Organism: Closterium sp. Naga37s-1
Lineage: Eukaryota; Viridiplantae; Streptophyta; Zygnematophyceae; Desmidiales; Closteriaceae
Source: the annotation of a GenBank genome assembly